Molecule: messenger RNA, 2668 nt
Organism: Cottoperca gobio
Lineage: Eukaryota; Metazoa; Chordata; Actinopteri; Perciformes; Bovichtidae
Gene: kcnk15
Product: potassium channel, subfamily K, member 15
Exons: 2
Coding region: 301-1608 (435 amino acids)
Biological process (GO): potassium ion transmembrane transport; stabilization of membrane potential
Cellular component (GO): plasma membrane
Molecular function (GO): outward rectifier potassium channel activity; potassium ion leak channel activity
Source: RefSeq, a predicted model, not a curated record
UUACAUUACGCACAUCUUUUUUAUUUGGGACUGGUUUGCGCAUGCGAAGAAGAAAGCUGAAGCCACUUGCUUAGACAGAUGACCGUGUUGAGAGCAUCGAUCGCUCUCAAUGCGCACAGCAGGUUAUCCGCGUUUUUACAUAAACACAUCUGAAACCUAGUAACACAGAUUUCCUGGUUUUCAUCUUCCCACACGCCUGUCCUGCUACUACGUUUCACGCAACAGGCUUACAGCACCAAUGUGGAGUCUACGCUGAGGAACAGUACCACCUGUAACUGUGCCUAUCUGCUGCCGACUUUCAUGCCGACACCGAGGAUGAAGAAGCAAAACGUCCGGACCCUGUCGCUCAUCCUCUGCAUGUUCUCCUACUUGCUGGUCGGCGCUGCGGUGUUUGACGCGCUGGAAUCCGAGUCGGAGAGCUCCCGGAGACGCAUCUUGGAGCAGAAGCGAAACGAGAUGAAGAGGAAGUACCGCUUCUCCGAGGACGACUACCACGAAAUCGAGCGAGUAGUGCUGCAAGCGGAGCCCCACCGCGCCGGGAGACAGUGGAAAUUUGCUGGCUCUUUUUACUUUGCCAUAACGGUCAUCACUACCAUUGGUUAUGGACAUGCAGCACCGGGCACAGAUGCAGGAAAGGUCUUCUGCAUGUUCUACGCUGUCCUGGGAAUUCCUCUCACUUUGGUCAUGUUCCAGAGCCUGGGAGAAAGGAUGAACACAUUUGUCCGCUAUCUCCUACAUAAGGCGAAGCAGUGCCUGGGCUGUCGGCACACUGAGGUGUCCAUGGAGAACAUGGUCCUGGUGGGCUUCCUGUCCUGUAUUGGAACACUGUGUGUUGGGGCUGCAGCCUUUUCCCACUUUGAGAGAUGGAGCUUCUUCCACGCUUACUACUACUGCUUCAUCACACUCACCACUAUUGGCUUCGGGGACUUUGUAGCCCUGCAGAAAAAGGAGGACCUUCAGGAGAAAACGCCCUACGUGGCGUUCAGCUUCAUGUACAUUCUGGUGGGGCUAACUGUUAUCGGGGCCUUCCUGAACUUGGUGGUGCUUCGCUUCCUCACCAUGAACACUGAGGAUGAGCGGAGAGAUGCUCAGGAGAGGGCGUCUCUGAAGAGGGACAGAGGCCUUUUAGAUGGUUCUCUGGGUCUCCAUGUUGUAGGGGAACAGAGCAGAGGCAGCCACAGAGAGAGGAACAGGAGCAACACGGUGCACAAUCUUAGCCAUAGUACGCUCUUCCUCCCUAUGGAGGAAGGAACCAGCCGCACCAACCUCAUCGCUUCCCCAGCGGAGGAUCAGGAGAGACGAAAAAGCCCCUGCAGACACAGGCUGCAUUUUCAGAUCAAGGCAGGCCGAGACAGGCCGGAGUCGAGCCUCAGCUCCCUCUGCUCCUGUGUGUGCUACCGUUUGGGGAUCUGUGAUAGUCCUCUUAUGUCCCACAGUGAACACCACGGCUGCCAUAUGAAUUCUGUUUAUUACAACUCAGUCUCCUAUAGGAUCCAGGGCUGCUCGCCGGGUUCCAGGGACAACACUGGACUCUCUUCCCCAGGAAGCACACUCUCGCCUGGGCAUAGCUUUCGUGAGUUCUCUCGCUCGAGAAGAAAGUCAGUGUAAAGAGCACCGUAGUGAGGCAGAGUGUUUGCACAGACUGUACACGGUAUUUCAAAUGACACUGCAUUUUGUGUUACACCUCGUGCAUGUCAUAAGACACUGAGUCUGUUGUGGCUAUGGAAGAUAAUUAUAUUUGUUAAGCAAGGAUAAGAUAUCUUUUCCUCUGUUACCAUGACAUCUUUUAUGUUAGUGAUUCUGCUAUGUUCCACGCAUGUAAGCGGAAGUGCAGUGCAUGCUAAAGAGAAUGUAUGGCACACAAUGUGAACGCAUGAGUGCUAUGUAGAGAUGUGAACAGUUGGGCUUUUUAUCUACAAUUUUAACAACAGUAUUUUGGAUAUAGUGCUUAUUAAUGACUGUAUAACUGUUCAGUUAAGGUAUGUGAAAUAUCCUCAGUGGACUCUGCUCCAGCUUCAGACAAAAUCCCACACUUUUCAUGCCAUAGCUAGAAGAUGUCAUUUUACUUUUAUAUCAAAAAAGCCUUACAUUUCUUUCACAAGCACAUGAGAUAUGUGUCUUCUUAGCUCAGUGAAUUGAAUAAAUCAUGUCGUUACUUACUAUGGAAGGGGGGCAGAAUAACUUUUACGUGCAUUUUUCAGUAUUAAUGCACUCUGAUAUGAAGAGAUUAUGAUUGUGAUGACUGAUUCUAAUGUAAUGGAUGUAGCAUACAACAGAUAUGUAGCAGGUUACAGGUAUACUUCCCAAAAUCCUGGAAAAAUUGUCACUUUCCAGCCGUUUCCAUGUAGACUUGGUUUGUAGUCAGAUUCGAUGUGAGUCUCUUACAGUAUUGUUAUAUUAAACCAAAGAAAAGGACCAUAACAUGUGUGAAGGUUUUUAUUUGAAUCAAAGUUUGCUGAAUGAUUGAACACUUGUAUGUGUAUUGUGUUCAUUCAUCUUCCUCUGUUCUGUUUGUGUUUUUAUAGGACCGAUACAGUGGAACAAAGGGUGCUGGUAAAACUACUUGACUAGUGACGAACUGAUCUACAGUAGAUGAUAAACCCAGUGGCAAUGAUUUGGUGAUUUGCACGUCAUCAGAUUUAGAUGUGAAAGUUGAAAAUGGGCAAUA